UAUAACCCCCUCGCUGGGCUGGACGGAUUAGAAUAAAAAAAAUAAAAAAUCACUAGGAGGACAGCAGCAUCUGGGGAGAGACUGUGACAUUCGAUUGCGAGAGGCUGAUACAAUGUCUGGACAAGAAUUUAACGUGGGAGAGGGGAAGCCGCUCUUGGUGGAAGAGGGAAUAAUCGUGUUAACGCAAGAUUAUGAAAUUCACGAACAUGACAUCGAGACAGCUCAUGGGAUCGUCCACGUCACUAUGUGUGGGACACCAAGACAGAACAGACCCGUUAUACUGACGUACCAUGACAUCGGACUGAACCAUAAAAGCUGCUUUAACCCCCUGUUCAGCUGUGAGGACAUGCUUGAAAUCACACAGCACUUCUCCGUAUGCCAUGUGGAUGCUCCCGGCCAACACGAAGGAGCCCCUUCCUUCCCAUCAGGGUAUGUGUACCCAUCCAUGGACCAACUGGCUGAAAUGUUGCCUGGAGUAGUACAGCAGCUUGGUCUAAGAAGUGUGAUUGGAAUGGGAAUCGGAGCUGGAGCCUAUAUCCUCACAAGAUUCGCUCUAAACCAUCCCAGCAUGGUGGAGGGCCUGGUGCUUAUUAACAUUAACCCGUGUGCAGAAGGAUGGAUGGACUGGGCGGCCACUAAGCUCUCUGGAUUGGCCCACGGCUUAACCGAAAUGGUGAUCUCUCAUCUUUUUGCCAAGGAUGAAAUCAACAACAACCAUGACUUGAUUUACACCUACCGCCAGCACAUCAUGAACAUCAACCAAAAUAAUCUAGCGCUAUUUGUGAAGUCCUACAACAGCCGAAGAGAUCUAGAAAUUGAACGUCCAAUUCCCGGGACAAACCCAGUGACAUUAAAGUGUCCUGCACUGCUGGUGGUUGGUGACAAUUCUCCUGCCGUGGACGCAGUGGUUGAAUGUAAUUCAAAGCUGGACCCAACAAAAACCACAUUGCUGAAGAUGUCAGACUGUGGAGGAUUUCCCCAAGUCGUUCAGCCGGCAAAGCUUACCGAAGCCUUUAAAUACUUUGUCCAGGGCAUGGGCUACAUGCCCGCAGCCAGCAUGACUAGGCUGAUGAGAUCCCGAACAAACUCUGGCGCCAGCGUCUCCUCCAUGGAUGGAAAUAGGAGCCGGUCUCACACCAACGAGGGCUCACGCAGCCGCUCCCACACCGGGGAAGGCAAUCGCAGCCGAGCGCAGACAGGAGAAGGGAACCGGGGACGCUCUCACACGGACACCAAAAUGGACGACCUCAACAAUGUUAAAUCCAUGGAGGUUUCCUGUUAAACCCCAACCUCCCCCCCUCCCCCCUUUCCCACCGGGCUCAAUUUGCACCGAUGAAACCUAAUCUGCCAACUGUACAUAUUAACCUGACUUUAACCAAUGGGAGGUCUCAGGCCACCGAGAGGUUAAGUUUUAUGUUCACUCUUAUAAACAGAGCUAUGAGGACCAAAGAUUGUUUUGAAAGGCAGUCACCCCACAUACUAGCCAUUAGUAGCCACCACGCUCAUUCCAUUAAGUUUUUUUUAUUUUACCCUGUGGUGUUGCCCCAAAAAAUAUAUUGAUAUUUGAGAUGUAAGUUUUUUCAUUGCACAAAAAAAAUGGUUUAGAACCUUUGCCAGGUUGUCUGUGGCAGAAGGAGUCAGGAAGAAAGGGAAUAAUCCCACCAAUGGGGUACAAACGGUAGCAAAAACACGACAACAUUCUAAUAAUUUUCCAUUCUAUGCAAAGUAAAUUGUAACAGCUUUUGAUUAAUUUUAAAGGAGGACUGCUGUCAUUAGAAAAUGUAUCAGGACACUUUCAAAAAAUAUUGUCACAUUUGCACUGUAUUUUUUAUUUUGUUUUUUUGUCUUCUUUUUUUUUUCUCUCUAAGACGGAAUUACUUCUUCAUUCUCACUUUUAUAGAUUUAAUUUUGGGAUCACGCUGUCACACUUUUUUUUUUUUUUAUUAGCUAGGCCAGCCGUUGCCAGCAAGAGGACUUUAGAGCUGUGACAGGCUGGAAAAAAGGGGUAACAAAAUAAUAAAAAUUAAAAAAAUAUAACAAAAUAAUUUCUUUCAAAAGCAAAAAA
Molecule: messenger RNA, 2065 nt
Organism: Rana temporaria (common frog)
Lineage: Eukaryota; Metazoa; Chordata; Amphibia; Anura; Ranidae
Gene: NDRG1
Product: N-myc downstream regulated 1
Exons: 16
Coding region: 113-1282 (389 amino acids)
Biological process (GO): signal transduction
Cellular component (GO): cytoplasm
Source: RefSeq, a predicted model, not a curated record